Mycosarcoma maydis (corn smut) is the source of this 309-nucleotide messenger RNA. RefSeq lists its product as uncharacterized. The record is from RefSeq and is a predicted model, not a curated record. Bases 1 to 309 code for a protein of 102 amino acids. The transcript is spliced from 3 exons. NCBI's taxonomy places the organism in Eukaryota, Fungi, Basidiomycota, Ustilaginomycetes, Ustilaginales.
AUGCCUGUUGUUCACAUUGUUCUCGUCAAAGUCAAGCAGUCGGUGCUCUCCAACGGCUUUGAUGAGCUGAAGCAGAAAUGCGAAACGCUCAAGGACCUUCCCAUCGCCAAGUCCAAGGCAACCGAGAUCAAGUGGGGUCCUCCUGAGUACCCUGGUCGCAACGAAGGAUACAACUGGGGUCUAUACAGCGUCUUUGCUUCGCGUGAGGACUACGAGGCAUACCGUGAUGACGAAGAGCACCGCAACUUCUCCAGGACGGUGCUGCUACCCAACACUGACGGUCUUCUUGCCUACGACUUUGUCGUCUGA